CUGUUGUAUCCGGCGUCGCAUCGGUUCACCAACAACUGACAGCAGGGAGUCAUUUUCGCCGGUUGAACCGUCGCGAGACUCUCGAUUUGGCGCAAGUCAAGACAGGACAACAUUCGUCUAACCAUCAGCAAUCAGGAAGCACGUGCACUUGAAACCACUGCAUCGUCGUGUGACAACGAUCGGGACCAGUUCAACGACGUUCUCACCAGUGUCCAUCGCAGUUGAACAUAGAAAGUGUCAGAUCCAAGGCUGCUGUACUUCUAAGUUGGGUAGCUAUCAACUGUCUAAAGCAAAUACGAUGUCCAAACCAGCAUACAAAAUUGCUGAUAUUUCGUUGGCGGAAUUUGGGCGCAAGGAAAUCAUUCUGGCCGAGAAUGAGAUGCCCGGUCUAAUGGCUUGCCGGCAAAAGUAUGGUCCAGCGAAGAUUUUGAAGGGUGCCCGCAUCGCUGGUUGCCUGCACAUGACCAUCCAAACCGCGGUGCUGAUCGAAACACUCAUCGAGUUGGGUGCAGAGGUACAAUGGAGUAGCUGUAACAUCUUCAGUACGCAGGACCACGCGGCCGCCGCAAUGGCGAAGGCCGGCGUGCCCGUGUACGCGUGGAAGGGUGAAACGGACGAAGAGUACCUGUGGUGCAUCCGCCAGACGCUCAUCUUUCCCGAUGGCGAGCCUCUCAACAUGAUCCUAGACGAUGGUGGCGAUCUGACGAACCUAGUACACGCCGAGCACGCAGACCUGUUGAAGAAAAUCCAGGGCGUCAGCGAAGAAACGACGACCGGUGUUCACAAUUUGUACAAGAUGUUCCGCGAAGGUCGUCUCGGCAUGCCGGCGAUCAACGUGAAUGAUUCAGUGACAAAGAGCAAGUUCGACAACCUGUACGGAUGUCGCGAGUCGCUGUUGGACGGUAUCAAGCGGGCUACCGAUGUCAUGAUCGCCGGCAAGGUGUGCGUGGUAGCGGGAUACGGCGAUGUCGGGAAGGGGUGUGCCCAGGCCCUCCGCGGUUCCGGCGGACGUGUCCUCGUCACCGAGAUCGACCCCAUCAAUGCACUGCAGGCGGCAAUGGAGGGCUUCCAGGUGACCACGAUGGAAGAAGCGAGCAAAGAGGCGCAGAUCUACGUCACCACCACCGGCUGCACCGAUAUCAUCAUGGGCGAGCAUUUUCUCAACAUGCCGGACGACUCAAUCGUGUGCAACAUUGGUCACUUCGACUGCGAAGUCAACGUGGAAUUCCUCGAAAAAACGGCAACGGAAAAGGUGAACAUCAAGCCGCAGGUUGAUCGCUAUCUCUUGUCGAACGGUCGGCACAUCAUCCUGCUGGCCGAAGGUCGCCUGGUGAAUCUGGGCUGCGCCAUGGGUCACUCUAGCUUCGUCAUGUCAAACUCGUUCACCAACCAGGUACUUGCCCAGAUUGAGCUCUGGACCAACCCAGACAAGUACCCGAUCGGUGUGCACGUGCUGCCGAAAAAGCUGGACGAGGAGGUGGCCGCGCUUCACCUGGACAAGUUGGGUGUUAAGCUCACUAAGCUCAGUCCGAAGCAAGCCGAAUAUUUGAACCUGCCAGUAGGCGGCCCGUACAAACCGGAUCACUAUCGCUACUAGUGUUGCCGUAUGCGUAGAGCAAGCGGGCUCCCUCAUUGCAAGCGAAAUCGAAAUAACAGAAAAAAGAAAACUAAAAAUACGAUUCGGGUGGUUUUUGAUAGGAGCACGUUAUACCUCACGCGUACGUACAUGAUGGAGAUGUCUGGUCCAUAAACUGAAACGGAGCAAUAACACACAAGAAAGGAAGGGUCAAGGAAGCCGAAUGUUGAUGCCUUGCUAGAUUUUUUUUCAUCAUGAAAAUGCCAAUAUCAAUGCGGCCAAUGUCUGAUUCUGUUUUUGUCGAAAAGCACACUAAAGUAGACAAAUGUGCGAGGAGAAGAAUUGUAUAUUAAUAAACGUAUCUAAACAGUUGUGGAACGAUGAAUGUCGAA
This is a messenger RNA of Anopheles darlingi, 1968 nucleotides long. Its product is annotated as adenosylhomocysteinase-like. The transcript has 3 exons. Gene Ontology annotation, cellular component: cytosol. The record is from RefSeq and is a predicted model, not a curated record. Bases 299 to 1597 code for a protein of 432 amino acids. NCBI's taxonomy places the organism in Eukaryota, Metazoa, Arthropoda, Insecta, Diptera, Culicidae. Gene Ontology annotation, biological process: L-methionine cycle. Gene Ontology annotation, molecular function: adenosylhomocysteinase activity.